Messenger RNA from Chondrus crispus (carragheen), 303 nucleotides. RefSeq lists its product as hypothetical. The coding region runs from base 1 to 303 and encodes 100 amino acids. The record is from RefSeq and is a predicted model, not a curated record. The transcript has a single exon. NCBI's taxonomy places the organism in Eukaryota, Rhodophyta, Florideophyceae, Gigartinales, Gigartinaceae.
AUGUUGGAGGCGGGAACGCGGAAGACAGAGUUGCGCUUGUUGGCGGAGGAUGCUACACCGCUUUGUCGCUCUCACUCCCGCCAAAAAUGCGAUUGUGUAUGUUGCACAUUUGCCUCGUCCGUGGUCGAGCCUAUACUGUACAGUGGACCCUACGCAUUAGUGCCGCUCCGUGUAAGGACUAAUAAUACGGCACUAAUUCGGAGCGGCACAAUUAGAUGGCAGAACCACUACCCGGCCAGAACUCUGUUAUUAGAGUCUGCUGUUGUUGCCUUUGACCCUGUCUCUCAUGCCUACCCUUGGUAG